Messenger RNA from Pleurotus ostreatus (oyster mushroom), 1446 nucleotides. RefSeq lists its product as uncharacterized. The transcript has 7 exons. Bases 1 to 1446 code for a protein of 481 amino acids. Lineage: Eukaryota; Fungi; Basidiomycota; Agaricomycetes; Agaricales; Pleurotaceae. The record is from RefSeq and is a predicted model, not a curated record.
AUGGCUCGAUUCCUUUGGCUUCAGCUACUCGCGUUGGGCUUCGUCACUGGCUCCCAGGCUUCGUCUUUAGUCAAGCGUCAAUUUCAGACUGACGCAGUUUGCGAUUCGUCCUUCUCAUGGGCACAGAACCACUUGCAGCAGUCACCAUGUUUAGUCGCAGCAUACGUGAAUGGGGCAUGCGGGUCAAACUCAUACACAGUCAGAAAAUUGAAUAAUAGCAGCCACUACGAUCCACCCCAAGGCUCUAAGGCGAACCCUUGCUCUUGCUCGUGGGCUUCGUAUAACUUGCUCAGUGCUUGCACUGCUUGUCAAGGUCAGCCAGAGUCGAUCCUUACAUGGGGGGCUUGGACUUUUGGUUGCAAUGGCCUCUUAGAAAAUGACUACUUUCCUCAAGACAUUACUCUGGCGGCUGGGACAGCGAUUCCAGCCUGGGCGGCAACUGAUCCACAUGAAUGGACGAACGAACAGUUCAAUGUCAACAUGGCGAAGGAUACAGCUAACCAAAACCAAGGAGAUCUCGUACCAGAGCCCCCUCAUGGCAAAUCAACACCAGUGGGCCCCAUUGUUGGGGGCGUGGUUGGCGGCAUUGGCGUCAUCGGCAUUGCAGCUGCUAUUUUUGCAUAUUUGAGACUUCGCCGCCGAAGGAAGCCUGCGGGGACUCGUCCUCUUCCCAACAUCGACGGUGAUGAUGUGCGCGAUCAUAAACUACCUUCAGUGCCCAUCCACAGCCGAAAGGGCUCAAACGGUUCAAACGGCUCGAUGAAAUCGCUCACCACCGGAUAUUACACCGAGGGAACAUCAUACCCAUACCCAACCUCACCUGGAACCGUGAUGACUCACAUGAGUGGUACGAAUCCAACGCAGGCUGGACAUUCAGAGAGCCUGCAUUCUCCACCGAUAUCCCCAUCGCAGUACACUACUCCUUCUCCGGGCCCGAUACACGCUCAACUUCCUCUCGAGGCCAUGGUUGAGCCCUUCUAUCAGAGACAGCCGAGUAAUGUUGAUGCCAGGAGCGAGAAGACUGGACGAGUAAUGGUGUAUGACCAACCAAAUGCAUACCCCUCUCGACCAUCAACACCGGCCCGAACUAGGAAUCCUCCCGCCUAUACCCCUUCUGCCCCGACUUCGCCACUCGCCCGGUCGGUGGAAUUAGAGCAGGCCGAUACCAUUCCCGCCUAUAGCGAAGCAUCAGCCCCACGGCGCCGACGCGAAAAGGGUUCGGAUGAAUCAAUCGGCGGGGCGGGGCCCGCUCGCGCGACGAGAGUAGAGCAUCUGCGUGCAGCAAGCGACGCACCUAGCAGCAUCGGAAGUCUAACCGAGAUGCGAAACAUACUCGGACGCACAUUCAACGCUGACGAGGAAGGUACAGCAACUCGGAGCGGUCUCGAAACAGGAAAUAGCGGUCACAUCCAGUCCCCGACACCCAACUACCGACCAGCUAUAUAA